CUGAAUUGCAGGCAUAAAAUCGUUCAUUCUGUAGAUCCCUCUAGUUUAAUCUUCUUUGUAUUUAAAUCUCACAAAAAAUUUGCAGAAUUGGCUCUUCUGGACUGGACUUCAGGCAUUCGCGUAUUUUACUGUGCAGAUGCCCCAUUAGAGAUUCUGGUUGAUCCGUUCAGACGAGCUCUUGCUCGAUCGCUUAAUCGUUUUUGUUUAAAUGCUACAGCUUGCCGUCUCGUACGACCAACGCCCUUCGCAAUGGAUCACAUAGUUCUGCUCGACGGAUAUCCCAAGCUUAAUUACGGUGCGGUACAAUUCCGCUUCGUUAUCGUUUUACCGCCCGAUGCAGUUCCGUUAGAUCGCCUUAAGCAGCCUUUCCUCAGCAGGGAAAUACUUUCAAACUUUCUGAGCACUUCCAUCAAAGAAUUCGAAAGACGAUUCGGCUGGAAAGUAAGCAGUUAUGAGAGAUUUCCAAAGUUCGAUUCAAUAACAGAAUUCAUGAACACUGCUCUACUGCCCAUUGGAUUUAUUCUUAUCGUUCUGAUGUUUCUUUUGGCUUAUUGGUCAUCAACCAUGAGGUCAGUUUCAGAUAGUUUUACUUUAUUAGGUCUUACUGCUGUAUAA
Messenger RNA from Thelazia callipaeda (thelaziosis nematode), 615 nucleotides. NCBI's taxonomy places the organism in Eukaryota, Metazoa, Nematoda, Chromadorea, Rhabditida, Thelaziidae. The record is from the annotation of a GenBank genome assembly.